AACCGUCCAAUUUACAACAAGAAAUAACUCAUCAGGCAGGAAAACUGAGCUGGGAACAAGGAUUCUCUUUUCUCUCCAUAAAGAAGUAACACCGCCUCAGUUUAAUAGUUAAUAGUUCCUGUUGUGAACUUGAGAAAAUAUGGUGAAAAAUCCAAAACCAUAGCCUAAAAUCAAUGAGGAGAACCAGGCUUCGAGGAAUUCCUGUGCUUGUCUCUGCUUCGCUUGUCCCAGGAUCCUGGUGUUGUCCCAAUCGAAUUGGUGAUUUUCCUUAUCCAUGUGGAUGGAGAUGAAUGAGACGGAAUUUAGAAAUUUAAUUGUGUGGCUUGAAGACCAGAAGAUACGACAUUAUAAAAUUGAAGAGAGAGGCAACCUGAGAAAUGUACACAGCAAUGAAUGGCCGAAACACUUUGAAAAGUAUCUGGCAGACGUAAACUGCCCAUUCAAGGCUCAAGAAAGGCAGGAAAAUGUUGACUGGCUUCUCGGCCUGGCUGUGAGACUUGAAUACUCAGACAAUGUGGAUAAAUACAAGAAUUGUACAGCAGAAAGUGUAAGAAAUGAUGCUGCUAAAGGCACAGAUCCACUUAUUAAUCUGGAUGUGAACAACCCUGACUUUAAGGCUGGUGUGAUGGCAUUAGCUAAUCUUUUACAAAUCCAGCGCCAUGAUGACUACCUCUUAAUGUUGAAGGCCAUUCGCAUUUUGGUACAAGAACGAUUAAGCCCGGAGGCCAUUGCAAAAGCAAACCGGUCAAAGGAGGGCUUAUCUGUAUCUUUAGAGAAACAUCUACUUGGCUUUGAUACUGGAGAUGCCACCUUGAAUGAGGCUGCAAGAGUUCUCCGAUUACUGCAUAUAGAGGAACUACGAGAUCUUCAGACCAAGAUUAAUGAAGCUAUUGUAGCCGUUCAGUCAAUAAUAGCUGAUCCCAAAACUGAUCACAGGCUAGGAAAGGUUGGAAGAUGAUUAAAAGAUUGAAGUUGGAACUUUGUAAUCUGUAUUUUGAAACUCAUAAAGAAAUUGACAGAAGGAAAUAACUUUUGAGUCCUGGUGAUCAAGUAGUUUAUUAGUGGCAAAUUGUUCACUAAAGUGGAAAUAAAUAAUAAAACUUGAGAAAUUA
Rhincodon typus (whale shark) is the source of this 1112-nucleotide messenger RNA. RefSeq names its product RNA transcription, translation and transport factor (gene rtraf). Gene Ontology annotation, biological process: tRNA splicing, via endonucleolytic cleavage and ligation. The transcript has 9 exons. Lineage: Eukaryota; Metazoa; Chordata; Chondrichthyes; Orectolobiformes; Rhincodontidae. Gene Ontology annotation, cellular component: tRNA-splicing ligase complex. The record is from RefSeq and is a predicted model, not a curated record. Bases 275 to 958 code for a protein of 227 amino acids. Gene Ontology annotation, molecular function: RNA binding.